Messenger RNA from Closterium sp. Yama58-4, 5922 nucleotides. The record is from the annotation of a GenBank genome assembly. NCBI's taxonomy places the organism in Eukaryota, Viridiplantae, Streptophyta, Zygnematophyceae, Desmidiales, Closteriaceae.
AUGCGUCUUCUCUGCUCCACUCUCUGUGUGCACGCCCUCCUCCCCUCGCUGCUGCCACUGCACGCACCUGCCCUGCUGGAAGCGAGUGUGUUGGCGCACCAAGCACUGCUGUCUGCCGCUACCUGCCACCACCACCACAUGCGCCGCGCAGUAGCCUCACCUCUGCCUCUCUUCCUCCCCCCCAUGCCUUCUUCUCCCCACCCCUCCACCAUUGCUCACUCCCACCUCCUCCUCUCCCUGCCCUUCGCGCCUCUGCUCUCCCUGUGCGUGCGCGCCCUGCUCUCGCCCCUCAAGCUCCACCACCGCUUUGCCUCCUACCUUGCUGCGCUGCUGCUGGCUCGCCUGCGCCUGCCGUCACCCCCCGUGCUGCCGGGGGGGGGCGCAGGGGCAAGCCACGGACGCCCAGGCGAGGGAAGGCAGUGGGGGGAGAGGAGGGGGGAGGUGGGGAGGGCUGUUGUGUUUGAACUGGGGCGAGUGCUUGGCGUGGGUACGGUGGGGGGCGAGCAGGUGGUGGGGGCGGAGUGGAGGCGGCGGCAGCGCUGUGUGCGCGUGUGCAUGGCGGCACUGGAGGCCACCCUCAUGCCGCCACCGCUGCCCUCGCCCUCCCACUCCAUGCACGCUGCCAGCGCGUGGAGUGGCGGACGGGACGAGCAGGGGCAGCAGGGCGGCGAGGAGGAUGAGAGAGCGUGUGAGUUCAUGGCGCAGGCAGCUGAUAUCAUGUCGCACCCUCUGCUCCUCGCAGCAUUCACAGGCCACAUAGAUGACGCCUGCCAGCCAUUCCUGUGCGCCGCCCACCACUCCCUUGCCGCCUCCCUCGCGCCCUUCCUCCCUCCCCACUCCCCGUCCCCCCCUGCCUGCCCCACGCCUGUGCGCCCUGCCUCGCAUGCGGUGGUGCUGGUAACGCCAGGGGGGAGCGGCGAGGGCAGGGUGGGCAGCAGAGCGCAGGAGCAGAGCGGGCUGUGGCAGCAGGUGGCAGGAGGGGCGCUGGGCGACUGGCACUUCGACUUCAGCACCAGCUGUGUCACGUGGAGGGGGGAGGGAGACGGCGGGGGAGGAGGGGAAGGGGCUGGAAAGGAGGAUGUGCAAAAGGAGGCGGCGCAAGGGGUGGCAGUGCCAGUGAGCGUGGUGGUGGCGUUGUGGCUCUCUCGUUUCAUUGCCCUGCCGUGCCACUCCUCCCCAUCUCCCCUUGUGCAGCCCACCCGUCCAUGUGCCUUUGCUAUUCAGCCCGCUCUUGCCCCUUGCUGUGCGCACGUCGUGCAUGUCCCCUCCUCGCCCUGCCUUGCCAGCCUGGCAGCAUGGGCGGCAUGGAUGGCAGCAGUGGUGCAGGGCAUGGCACACGGGCGGAUGGCGGAUGGGAGCAUGGUGAAUGGGGGUGGGGCAGCAGGGGAUGGUGAGAGGGAGAAUGUGAGGGGAGCAUGUGAGCACAUGGCGUUGACAGUCGCAUGUGUCACAUUCAAACGCGCCAAGGCAGCUGUGGGCGACGGGCAUGGUGGGUUGCCGUGGGUGGCCCCACAGCCACUGCUGCAGGCACUGCAGCGCAGCAUGGCACGUGGAAGGGCGAACGUGUGUGUGCGUGGGGCGCUCACAGCGCUGGUGGAGGCGACCCUGCACGCGCUGCUCACACAGGCCACACGCCUGGCAGAGCACACAGCUAUCGUGGCACUGGAAGCUGCGGUGCACCUGCCUUGGCUGCACAUCUGGCCAAGCCCUGUGGUGUGCCAGGCACCGUGCUCGCACGUGCACGUGGUGCCCGUGUGCCCCGCUGCCCUUGAGCGCCGCGUCAUUCACGCGUGCGUGCAGCACCCCUCGUGGCGCCGUGGCAACCUGCUCUCGCUGCUCCUCGCUGCUCACUCGCACUCUGAGGGGCGCACAGGGAACAGCAGGGUGGCGGGCGAGGUGGUGCACGCUGUGGCUCAGUGGAUGGGUGGCGAGGAGAGGCAGCGGUUGGGCACACGCACGGCGAGGGGUGCGGGGCCCAGGGCGGAUGCAGGAGGUGGUGAGGGGCAUGCGUGGUGGCAGGAUGGGGACGGGUGGAUACGCAUGGUCAUGCUGCUGCCUGCAGUGGCUGUUGCUGUGGGCGGGCAGUGCAAGGAGGGCGAGGGUGGAGGCCCAGCAGGUACGAGUGUGGUGGCGUGCACGUACAGAGACAUGCUCCUCGCCCUGCUCCCUCCCUGCACCCCGCCCCAUACCGCCCCAAUCACCCCUCCCUGCCACCUUCCCCUCUGCCACCUUCCUCCUCACAUCCUGCCCACCUUGCUCUCGUAUGUUCCCGCUCUUCUCCACUCGCUGCUGCUCGCUCAUCCCCUCCCCCACGCUCGCCUCGCCUCGCUCGUCCACGUGCUGGUGCCACACGAGGAGCAAGAGGGCAGUAUGCAGGGGGGAGGCAAGGGCGCACGUGGGAAAGGGAGGGGCAGUGGGAAGGGCAGGGGGGAGGCGGAGGAGGGUAGAGGGGGGGUGGUUGGAGGUGGGGGGUGGCGUGUGCAGGGGGGCUGUGUGGUGGCUCACACGCUCCUGCAGUUGGCACUGGCAUCCCGGCUGGCCUGCACUGGCCGCGUGCCCUCGCCACCCUGCAGCACUGGUAGCACUGGUAGCACUGGUAGUGCUGGCAGUGCUGGCGCUGGCAGCUGCGGUGGGGGGAGCGAGGACAUGAGAAGGGUUUGGGGAACACCUGCUGCACAGAUGAGGCUUCUGGCUGCCCUUGUGAAUCUUCUUGGAAGCAUCUUCCCUCUCGCACCAGAGGCACAAGUGACUGUGGUGACGGGCAGUGGUGGGGGCAGUGGGUGGGGGCAAAGAGAGCGUGUGGGGCAAAGAGAGCGUGUGGGGCAAAGAGAGCGUGUGGGGCAAAGAGAGCGUGUGGGGCAAAGAGAGCGUGUGGGGAGGGAAGGUAAGAGGGCAGUGGGUGGUGGCAGGGUGAUAAUGGCAGCGAGAGAGCUUCAGCAGUUGGCUGCUGUGCAGCUGGCUCGUGUGGCCACGCUCCUGGCACAUACACUCACUGCUGCUCCACCUGCCAUGCCGCCACGCCCGCCACCAUCUCCCACCACCCCACACGUCCCUCUGCCUCUGCUACAGCACGGGCUGGCGUCGCUGCGCGUUGCAGCCGUGGCGUGCCUCAAGCACCGCUUCGCCCACCCUCUCGCCUUCCACUCCCUCACCCUCGCCUGCCGUGCCCUGCUCGCCGCCGCCACUGCCCCCUCCGCACACCCACCGAAGCAUUCCGUGCCAGCAGCAGCACCGCUGCCGUCACAAUGGGCGUCACAAGGCGCGGCAGCAGCUGUGUCCAGCGUGGGGUGCGCCCUCUUGGACCUCCUCCUCGCACACUCUCGCACUCUGCCUCUCCUCCUCUCCCCCUCCGCUGGCCCCUCCGCCGCCCCCCUGCCUGCAGCGCUGGCCCACCAACUGCACAAGGACAGCAGCAGAGCCGUCUCCCUCCCUUCGCCCCUCUCCCUCAUCCCCUCUCCCCUCCUCCCCGAUCUCCCCCUCAUUGCCGCAUCCUGCCCGCCCUCAUCUCCUCGCUGUCCUCCCGGGGCAGCGUGGCAGGUGCAAGAGGGGCAGCGAGAUGCAGACAGGGAGGAGUUGGGGGAGGAAGCAGAGAUAGGGCCAGGCGUUGAGGCGAAGGUGCGGGCCAGUGAGCUCCUGCAGUCGUGCCUUCACUCCACCAUGCUGUGGCCGCUCGCACUGCCAUGCGAGGCACGAAGCCAUGCAGCAAGGGAGGGAAGAGAGGGUGGAGAGGAGGAGAGGCCUGAUGGGGAGGCAGGAAAGCAAAAGAAGAGGACGAGGAGGGAAAGAGGAUCAGAGGGGGAUGGCGAGGGCGAGUGUGCAGGUGAGGGUGCAGCACGGUUGGAAUUGCUGCGCCUCAUGACUGCCUUCCUGCGAAUGAGGCUGUGCCACGUGUCUGGUUGUGUGUGCUCCUCGGCGACUCGGCGUGCUCUACAGACGCUCUUUGCGCUGCUGCUCGCCCUCUACGGCGCCACCCUCAGCCCCACCGACCGCGCCCUGCUCGCCCUCAUGCACCUCCUCACACGCCUUGCAGGCCACCACAAGCCACGUGCUGCGGCCCGCAUCGAGGGGGGGGACCAUCAAGCUGCGCAGGCAGCAGGGGGUGCUGAUGGGGUGAGCGCGGUGGUUGCAGAGGAGUUCCGGGGUUUUGAGUGGUUUGACUAUCUUUGGGGCCAGGGGGCCGCAUCACGCUGGGAGUGGCAGCAGGGGAGGGGACGAGCACCAGCUCAGGCAGGGGGCGAGGGCCAGGCAGAAGGUGCAGCGCAAGAUGGCAGGGAGAUGGGGGUAGCGGGGGGGAAGGAGGUGGGUGGGAAUGGUGAUGGUGUGUUUGAGGGCCGCGAGCAGCGGCAGUGGCGGUUCUGGUGGGAGGAGGCGGCGGUGGACGCCACGCGCUGUGGGCUGCUCGUGCUCGCCUUCCCUGCUCUCCGCCACGCACACUCGGGGGGCGAUGAGGGAGGGGGAGUGGAGGACGUGGAGCAAGAGGGUGAGGGGGUGAGUGAAUGGAUGGGGCAGGGGGGCACGCGCAUGUGCAUGUGCAGUGCGAGCUGCAGGGGAGGUGGGGGCGACCCUUGUGUGUGGCAGCAGGCUGGGCAGGGCCACCCUCUCCCCGGGUCAGCAGCAGCUCAGGACGUGGCGGUGCAGCAGGCAGCCUACGACCCCGCCUUCGUGCUCCCCUUCACCCUGCACGCCCUCUCCCGCCGCCUCCUCUCCCCCCGCAUGGCUGCCCGCUGCGGGCUCAUGGCGGCUGCCAUUGCCAGCCUGGCGUCGGCGCAGCACAGCAUGCGGCGCCUGGGCUACGCCACCCUCGCACUCUUCGCCGCUCUGCUCGAGGAGCAGGAGGAGGGGUGGAGGGAGCAGCAUGCCGUGCAGCACGUGGUGCGCUGUGUGCGGGCCACCGUCACCACCACGUGGCAGCGCCUGCCGCGCCUCUCCGUGCUCUUCAUGGCGGAAAUGCUCCAAGUCAUGCACCUGGGGGGGGGCUCCCCUCUCUUUCCUCUCCUCUCCCAAUUGCUUCUCUCCCAACCAUCCCUCAACCUCACGACCGUGCCAUUGCUGCUGCCGUGCCUCAUGAGCGGCUCUCCCCACCACCGCGCCCAGCGCAUGUGGCUGCUGCACCUCCUGGCCGCCCUCGCCCUCCCACCCUUCCAUGCCUCCCCUACAGCCCCCGCCCCUUUGUUACUUCCCCUUGCCCCACAGCCCUUGGUUGUGGGAGGGGAAGGGCAAGAGAUGGGUGGUGGCAGGGGGGACAGGGACAAGGGCGGCGAUGGGGAUGGGGGCAGUGGCAACGCAGAGGAAGGGCACGAGGCUGGCAGUUUUGAAGGGGAUGCUGUUCUGCGCCGCCGCUUUGUUGUGGAGCUUCUGGGAAGUUUCUUCGCGUGUGGGGUGAGCGAUGUGUUCACCUGCAAGCUGAUUCUGCAGGUGCUGCGGCGCGUGUGCUGCCUGCCGUCGUAUGCGGGCCACCUGGUGCGGCAAGGCGGGCUGCUGCUGUGGCUCACAGCCGUUGUGCACGCUGCGUCGCACAGCCUCCACCGUGCCCACGCCCACACCGCCCACCUCGCUCUCCUGCUGCCUACCACUCCACGCGCACUGCAGCUCGCUGGAUCCCCUGCAGCCACAGCAGGAGCAGCUGCUGCAGGGCGGGCAGAGGGCAGGCAGCCAGAAGUUGAUGUUCUAGCGCUCGCGGUGGAGGUGCUGCAUGGGCUGCUCUCAUGCCCUCCCGUGCAUGCAGCACUGCUCUCACAUGCCACCUCAACUUCCCAUCACUUCCUCCUCCUCACCUGUGCAUUGGAACGUGCGUUACACAGAGUGUCUCAUAGCAAACAGCCCCUCUCGCCCUCUUCCCUUGGGCUCGCAAGGCUCACCCAUGCUGCCUUGGUGCAGCUGAUUGCGGUGUUGCCAGAAGUCAGAAAGCACUUAGGAAAAUAG